Penicillium maclennaniae is the source of this 1167-nucleotide messenger RNA. RefSeq lists its product as uncharacterized. Gene Ontology annotation, molecular function: oxidoreductase activity. The transcript has 3 exons. The record is from RefSeq and is a predicted model, not a curated record. Lineage: Eukaryota; Fungi; Ascomycota; Eurotiomycetes; Eurotiales; Aspergillaceae. The coding region runs from base 1 to 1167 and encodes 388 amino acids.
AUGGCGUCUCGCAAAUGCGCAGCGGUGGUUGUGGGCGCUGGCCCGGCCGGCGUCGCAGUCAUGGGAAACUUGCUUGAGCGCCAAAUUGGCACGAUAGCCUGGAUCGAUCCCAGCUUCGAGUCUGGGCGAGUCCACCGGAAAUACCGCGAAGUUCCGAGCCCUCUUCCAGGCCUACGCCACAGCUACUCAGCCCUUCAAGACCGUCAUCGAGAACUCAUGUCGUCCCAAUGCAUCUCUACCCUGGCCAAACUGGACCAGGAAAAGACCUGCCACCUCCACUACGCCGCAGACAUGAUCCGCGACCUUACAGAUGGCCUCAUCAAGAUGGAUCCCGUUCACGCCUACCGCGGCUUCGUCACCGCCGCCAACCUCGUCGAGAAGACCUCAAACAACAAAUGGACCGUCCGCAUAAAACGUCACGACUCAGAAGAUGAGCUCGAAAUCGAGACUUCCCGCCUCAUCCUCUGCACAGGCUCUCACCCAACCAAGAUCCCCGUCCCAAUUCCAGGCCUGGAAAUCUCCCGCCUAGACCUCGACACAGUCCUCAAACCCUCCGAACUAGCAGAAGUCCUACCCAAAUCUCGCCCGUCAACAGUCGCCGUCAUCGGCGCCUCCCACUCCGCCAUUCUCGCAAUCUUAAACCUAGUCACCCUCGCCCGCGAGUCUCAUCCCCACCUCCGCAUCAAAUGGUUCACUCGCCACCCACUCCGCUACGCGGAAUACAUGGACGGAUGGAUCCUGCGCGAUAACACAGGCUUGAAGGGUCUAGCAGCCGACUUUGCGCGCGCCCAGCUUGAAGACGGGGUCUUGGAUACUUCGCCUGCUGGACAGGUUCUGGAGAAGAUUGACUGUGGCGACGGCAAGGAGGCCGAGAUGUAUAGCAAGUAUUUGCCGCAGUGUUCGCACAUUGUGCAUGCGGUCGGAUUCACGAGGGAUCCGUUACCGCAGCUUGUGAAGGCUGGCAGGCCGUUUGCUAUGGAGUUUGAUCAUGAGUCUGGACAGUUUCAUGAACGGGCUGGUGGGGAAGCGAUUCCUGGGUUGUUUGGUGCUGGGAUUGCGUUCCCGGAGCGGGUUGUUGAUCCAUAUGGCAAUGUGGAAUAUGCAGUGGGAUUCUUCAAGUUUAUGAAGUUCUUGAAGCGCGUUACACCGAAUUGGGGUCCGGCAUAG